Penicillium cataractarum is the source of this 351-nucleotide messenger RNA. RefSeq lists its product as uncharacterized. The record is from RefSeq and is a predicted model, not a curated record. The transcript has 2 exons. Lineage: Eukaryota; Fungi; Ascomycota; Eurotiomycetes; Eurotiales; Aspergillaceae. Bases 1 to 351 code for a protein of 116 amino acids.
AUGACCACCCGCAACGAUUAUGAAUUUAGACUAUUCAACCGCAUGGCAGAUACUAUGCAAGCACUUACCCGUGUGUUUCCAUAUCUUGCAAUGCGCAUGCCUGCCUUCGCUCGCCAGGAUCAAUUGAUCGCACAGCAUAAAGUGAUUCAUCAAGGCCUGGAAAAGUUAGAGUCGUAUGCACGAGACUGUCUUGGCGGUCAGAAAGACUUUAAAUUGCAUGAAAUAAAGUCGAUACUAGAUUCCUUCGGUAAGACCCUAUGGGAUCAUUUAGAUGACGAGGUCAGAGAAUUGGGUGCAGAACAAACACGAAAGUACUGGACAGCAGAGGAAAUGACAAGGAUGCCAAUGUAA